Messenger RNA from Bipolaris victoriae FI3, 396 nucleotides. RefSeq lists its product as hypothetical. The record is from RefSeq and is a predicted model, not a curated record. Bases 1 to 396 code for a protein of 131 amino acids. The transcript is spliced from 2 exons. Lineage: Eukaryota; Fungi; Ascomycota; Dothideomycetes; Pleosporales; Pleosporaceae.
AUGCGCUUCCUUCAGAUCAUUCCCGCCGUUUUUGCGGCUUCGACUCUCGCGGUCAAAUUCGAAAACUUCGUCGACACUGCUUGCCAACGAUACUCCGGAGACUACAGGCUCAUCACAGUUGCCGACCAAGAGAAGGUCGUCCUCGACACGUGGGCAAAAACGGUUACAGGGCAGGAGACUUCACGUGCAUUCUCUCCAAAAGGCUCUUGCCCUUCCAACGCGGACGAUACACACAAGUGGAUUUCCAUGCCCCAGUGGAAUGAUGAGGAAACUCGUUUCGGGCGUACAGCAGGGGGUGCUAUUGCUGUGGUCUACUUCAACGAGACAGACACCUACCACGCCUGCAGAUACUUGGCUUCUGUCCAACCAAACGGUUAUGCAGGCUUUUGCCGGUAG